AGGGACACAAAAUAGCAAGCAUCUUCUCAGAGAAUUUCAAUAAGUUGACUGCUUAGGGCGAUCAGAGAUACUCAGAGUCCAAGGCACAAGAAUCUAAAUUGUUUUACUCUUUGCUUUGAAAGCAAACAGUCAAAGGAUAAAGUCCAAACAGACAGAAGUUUCUGAAGUUUCAGUUGUAAGGAAGAAAAAAAAAAAAGAAACCUUAUCUAAAUCAGCCUACUUGCUAGAGAGUCACAAAGACCAGUUUUUUGGGUUUUUUUUAGUACUUUCUACACAGAAGCUGAAAACAAGGAAUGUUGUCCGAAAAGAAACUGCUUGUUAUCGAUGUAGACUGUGGCACAGAUGAUGCUCAAGCUAUUAUGAUGGCAAUCAGCGCCCCCAAUGUUGAGAUUUUGGGGAUAACGUGUGUGGGAGGUAACACUCUCUUAGAUAACGUCUGCAAAAAUGUUCUUCGUGUCCUCAAAUUAUGUGAGCGGUCUGACAUUCCUGUAUAUCGAGGGGCAUCCACUGCAAUUCUAGGCCAAAACAUCCAUGCAUCGUAUUUUCACGGUAAAGAUGGUUUGGGAGAUGUUCCUGACCCAGAUGCCCCAGGGUUGGAGUAUAUUCAGAAAGAACAUGCGGUAGAUGCCAUGAUACGACUGGCAUCAGAGCACCCGGGCCAGAUUUCCAUGGUAGCUACAGGUCCGCUGACCAACUUGGCUUUGGCUGUGAGGAUGGACCCAACCUUCCCCCAAAAACUUAAAUGUUUGUACAUAAUGGGAGGAAACAUGGAAUCCAGGGGAAAUACUACCGCUUGUGGUGAGUUUAACUUCCUUGCUGAUCCUGAAGGUGCCUAUAUUGUUCUCAACGAUUUCUUAUGUAAAACAUACAUUGCUACCUGGGAGCAUUCCUGUCGUCACAAGCUUUCAUGGGAAUGGUAUGAUAAGUGGGUUAAUAUGGGAACAAAGAAGUCUGACUUCAUAAAGAAUAUCUACGCUCACAGCCUGCAGUAUUCCAGAAGUGAGAAGGAAGAGAAAGGAAUGGUGGCUGGCCCUGGAUUUGUUUCCUGUGAUUCCUAUGCAAUGGCUGCUGCUAUUGAUGAGAGUACUGUUACAGAUGUCAUUGAAUGUGCAGUUACUGUGGAGUUAAGUGGAAAAUUUACUCGGGGCAUGAUGGUCCUGGAUAUGAUUGAUGACCUAAAAAAAACAAAUAAAGCCUUUGUCAUGAAUGGGUGUGAUAUAGAGAAAUUUAGAGCUCUGAUGGAGGCUACUGUGAAAUAGAAUGCUGCAAACACCAUCAUCAUAAAAUCAACAAAUAAUAAAAGCGUCAUAAUAGUUAAA
Spea bombifrons (plains spadefoot toad) is the source of this 1319-nucleotide messenger RNA. Its product is annotated as pyrimidine-specific ribonucleoside hydrolase RihA-like. The transcript is spliced from 6 exons. Lineage: Eukaryota; Metazoa; Chordata; Amphibia; Anura; Pelobatidae. Gene Ontology annotation, molecular function: hydrolase activity, hydrolyzing N-glycosyl compounds. Bases 294 to 1259 code for a protein of 321 amino acids. The record is from RefSeq and is a predicted model, not a curated record.